CUUCAGACACUCCUACUUCAACAAGUCCGCCACGGCUCACUGGCUGUGACAGUUCCUCACCUAACCAUAGCUACACUCGUUUUCAUCUCUGUUCAGCAAAGACUAAUAACUCUGGAUUACUCUUCAUUGCUUCCUGUCAGCUACUUCUGAGGAAAAGUGAAAUCCACAUAAAUCUUUCCACCCUGUGGCUGUCAGCAUGGACAUGUUUUUCCGACGGCACUUCCGCCGGAAGUUGGAUCCAUGCCGGUGUCACAGGCCCAGUGUUGCCGUGCCUGCCAGUAAAGCCCGCCGGCGCUCAAGUGUGGGUUUGGCCAGCGCUGGCUUGACUCACCGCCGUAGGUCAAGCUUGGGCCUUCCGGGGCCUGGGGCUAUUAUGGGCCACCACAGGCCCUCUCCACCCCAGGCCUCUGGUGGGAAGAUGUUACGGAGGCAGCAUAUGGCCCGCAGGCGCUCCAGCGCUACCACCACCACCUGCCUCACCCCACGCUUCUCUGUGCGCCGCCGGCGUGCUGCUAAGCUACGCACCAUUGACACCCACCUAUUAGGGCCCUCCAUGCUUCUGGCCAGUCUGGUGCAGAUGAGUGAAGAGAAGGAAGCCAUCCAGCCAGUGGAUGAGGCAGAGACGGAGGAAGGAUUGGAGGAUGAUGCCUCUUCAGCCUCUGGCUUUGAAUCUCUAGGUGGCAGCAGCAGUGACUUUGAGGAAGAGGCAGACACCUGCCUGGACAGGCAAACAGAGAGCACUUCGUGGAGGGACUGGGAACUUUUGCAUGGCCUUGAGGCUACAGCAGCAGAGGGCAUCCAGCCUCGACCCCUGAUUCGUGCACCUCGCUGCCUGCGUCGCAACUCCUCUCACCUGUUACCAGCUGAUGCUGUGUACCACACCAGGACAUCAUAUGGCCUUUAUGGACGAUACCGCCGGUCUAGCCAGGCCCGUCAGCCCUCCUUCAGCCCUUACUCAGCUGGGCUCUGGCAGGGGAAGACAGGACUGGCAGCUGGGCCCCGGAACUCAGUGACUGGACGGAGGGGCUCUACAUCCCUCCACGGAAACUGUUCAGCAUGCUGGAGGCUCUCUGGCCGCAGAGAAUCACUUAGUCACCUUCAGUGCACAUACUAUGACCCCAGUGUGGAAACAUGGAGUGGGUUCCUCUCGAAAGCCAUUGCUAAAUCAGGUCUGCAGCAUCUGUCUACCCAGCCCUGUGCCUCUGCCUUGGCCAAGUGUGAGCUGGACCGAGAGAUCCGUUCUAGUGUUGACUGGAGUGAGAAUGCUGUGUAUGGAGAGCACAUCUGGUUUGAGACCAAUGUCUCUGGGGACUUCUGUUAUGUUGGAGAGCAGCACUGCCUUGCCAAGACACUGCAAAAAUCUGUCAUGCGGAAAAAAUGUGCAGCCUGUAAGAUAGUGGUUCAUACCAUCUGCAUCGAGCAGCUGGAGAAGUUGUCACAAACAGAGGCCCAACUGCAGGGUCAGUGGCUGGAUAAGCUGCCCCACAAAGACCAAGCUUUCCGAAUCAAUUUUAGAUGUAAACCAUCAUUCAGGGAAUCAGGAUCCAGAAAUAUUCGGGAACCUUCAAUAGUGCGACAUCACUGGGUCCACAGACGUCGACAGGAUGGGAAGUGCCGACAAUGUGGGAAGGGUUUCCAGCAGAAGUUUGCAUUUCAUAGUAAAGAGAUUGUGGCCAUCAGCUGUUCAUGGUGUAAGCAAGCAUACCACAAUAAGGUGACAUGCUUCAUGCUACAACAGAUUGAAGAAGCGUGUUCUCUAGGUGCUCAUGCUGCAGUAAUUGUUCCACCCACAUGGAUCAUUCGUGUACGCAGACCUCAGUCGUCACUUAAAUCUAGUAAAAAGAAGAAACGGACCUCAUUCAAACGCAAAUCCAGCAAGAAGGGAGCUGAGGAGGCUCGCUGGAAGCCUUUCAUUGUCAGGCCCAUCCCCUCCCAGCUAAUGAAACCUGUGCUUGUAUUUGUCAACCCUAAGAGUGGGGGUAAUCAGGGAGCCAAAAUCAUCCAGUCUUUCAUGUGGUACCUCAAUCCCAGACAAGUAUUUGACCUCAGCCAAGGAGGGCCAAAAGAGGGCUUAGAAAUGUAUCGCAAAGUCCACAACCUGCGGAUUUUAGCCUGUGGGGGUGAUGGAACAGUGGGAUGGAUACUCUCUACCCUUGACCAACUCAAUUUGAAUCCUCAGCCUGCUGUGGCUGUUCUUCCUCUUGGCACAGGAAAUGAUCUGGCCAGGACACUUAACUGGGGAGGGGGCUAUACAGAUGAACCUGUGUCAAAGAUCUUGUCUCAUGUCGAAGAUGGGAACGUUGUCCAGCUGGACCGUUGGAACCUCAUUGUGGAGCCCAAUCUUGAGGCUGCAGGAGAGGAGAAGGAUGACCAGCAGACAGAUAAACUUCCCUUGGAUGUAUUCAACAACUACUUCAGCCUCGGCUUUGACGCUCAUGUGACAUUAGAGUUCCAUGAAUCUCGAGAAGCCAACCCUGAGAAAUUUAACAGCCGUUUCCGUAACAAGAUGUUCUAUGCUGGGACUGCGUUCUCAGACUUCCUCAUGGGUAGCUCUAAAGAUCUGGCCAAGCACAUUAAGGUUGUGUGUGAUGGUACGGACCUCACCUCAAAAGUGCAGGAGUUGAAACUGCAAUGCCUCGUGUUCCUGAACAUCCCAAGGUACUGUGCUGGCACCAUGCCCUGGGGAAAUCCAAGUGAGCACCAUGACUUUGAGCCACAGCGCCAUGAUGAUGGCUGUAUUGAGGUGAUCGGCUUCACCAUGACCUCACUGGCCACACUGCAGGUGGGAGGCCAUGGCGAGAGGUUGAACCAAUGCCGGGAGGUCACCCUGACCACUUACAAGUCCAUCCCCAUGCAGGUGGAUGGGGAGCCUUGCAAGCUGGCCCCCUCCAUCAUCCAUAUCUCCCUGAGAAACCAAGCUAACAUGGUACAGAAGACCAAAAGGAGGACCUCUAUCCCACUGCUCAAUGACCAACAGCCUUUUCCAGAGAGGUUGCGGAUACGUGUGAACCGCAUCAGCAUGCAUGACUAUGAGGCCCUGCAUUAUGACAAGGAGAAACUCAAAGAGGCUUCCAUCCCACUGGGACUCAUUGUUGUUCCAGGAGACAGUGACCUGGAAACAUGCCGCUCUCACAUUGAGAGGCUACAAGAGGACUUCAUCUCUUUUCAUCCCUCUUUUCAGCGAUUGGUGCUCCAGGAGGGCGAUGGGAACAAAUCAAAGACCCUGUCCUCUCAGAGGCUUUCACCAAAGUGGUGCUUCCUGGACUCUACUACUGCAGACCGCUUUUACAGGAUUGAUCGUGCACAGGAGCACCUGAACUAUGUGACUGAGAUCUCGCAGGAUGAGCUCUUCAUUCUGGAUCCUGAGUUGGUUGUCACAGAGACUGUGAGUACAUCACCUGGGAUGCCUGAACUGGUGGACUCUUUGGAAGAAUUCACAGCCAGCUCACGCAAAUUUGCUUUUCCAUCAUCAUCCUCCUCUCCACCCUCUUCUCCUGGCCCCAGAGUUCAGGAGCUCAAACGGACUGCUCAGAGGAAACGUGUCUCUAGUGACAGCUCGGUAGCUGAGGCACUCACUCAUGGUGACUCAAUGAGGGCCACCAAACCAGCGCUCACCAGGGUGGGGGGUGUUCACCGAUCAAACACAACAGCAGCUGAUUUUAAACCAACUAGCAGGUCUGAGAGGAAUGCAUUGUGCAGUGCAGACUCAGUCACAACUGAAGAGCUGAUUGAAUGUGUAAAAAGGAAGGACCAUCAAAGGUUGAAAGAUCUCCAUAAACUGGGUGCCAACCUAGCAGUGCAAGAUUCACAUGGCCGCACUCUACUUCACCAUGCAGUGGAUGUGGGUAGCAAAGAGAUUGUCCGCUACAUUAUUGACAAUGCACCCGUUGAUAUCUUGGAUGUAACAGAGGGAGAAAAUGGGGAGACUGUCUUGCACAAAGCUGCGUCUUUGUGUCACAGAACCAUCUGUCACUACCUGGUGGAGGCAGGGGCCUCCUUGAUGAAGACAGACUUGCAAGGUGAUACGCCAAAGCACCGUGCAGAGAAGGCCAAGGACGCCGAGCUGGCAGCCUAUCUGGAGAACCGUCAGCAUUACCAGAUGAUCCAGCGAGAGGACCAAGAGACCGCAGUGUGAUGGAUAACCUGGCCUUUUCUCACUUUGAAGCCUCCUUUACUUGUGCCAAACCAAUGCCAACCAAAUAUAUGGAAACUCAUGGAAUUUGUAGCUUUGGUGGGAAUGCAUUUCACUGCCUUCUUCUAGACAGGCGAGAGCAGCCUGAGAGUGUGGCUAAUGAGUGGUGUUCUACUAACAUAAGCAAUGGAUGUGCAAAAUUAGCAGAUCCUAUUUAUUUAUUGUACUGCCAAAAGCAUAGUAUUUGUUUAUGUGUAUGUGUGCAUAGUAUGUUGUAUCUUUGUGUGUGUGUGUGUGUGUGUGUGUGUGUGUGUGUGUGAUUAGAAGAAAGUGUAUUGUUUAGACUUCAAAGUUCAUGUUGAGCUGCAAAACUGAAUGUUAGAUUGUUAGAUGAGUUGAGUUCAAAGAAAACUUGGGGAUGACAUGGGUUUUGAGCUGGGUCAGCUAAAGAUGAAAAAUGUAAUUUGAAUUAAAGAAAUUACUUUUCAGUUGCUGUUAUCCUGAACCUGUCAACCUCUUACAUGGAUAGGGGAGACUGAAAUAUUCUAAAGAGAUCAGUUUUAGAUUUCAAAAGGAUCAAAUUUAGCGUCUUUAUUGCUAUCGACUAUCUGUAUGAUGAUGAUGGCAUAGAGUCGGUGGUGUCAGAUCUUCAUUAGUUAAAUACUGCUGUUAAGCUUGCAUUCAUGUCACUUCUCUUUACACUGUAUUCUUUCUCUACACAAAAUUCACCAUCUUUACAUAGGAGGGUAACACACUGAAGGUCCCUAUAUUAGAUAUUAGUGUAAACCUCUAUUUUUUUUUUUUUUUUUUUUUUUUUUUUUGCUACUUUACAUUAUAUAGCUUCCAAUGGUUUGUUGGUUGGCUUCCUUAUGGUUUCCAUAAGAACAUAGUAAAUGGUACUGUAAGUGUAUCUUAGAAGCCAUCUGUCAAAGCAGUUUUGCACUGUAGGUUAAAUUGCCUUGAAUAUAUUUUCUCUCUAUGGCUGAUUAUUGGAAUUUCUACUUGAUGUACUAAAGUAAUGGUUUAUUUCAUAUGACAUUUUACGGUAAAUGGAUGUUUGUAUAUUUUUUAGCAAUGAAUUUCUGUGUUGUCAUGUUUGUAUUAUAAAACCAAUUGUAAAUUUGAUAUAUUUUUUUCUCAAAGUACAGAGCAAUUUUAUCUCUGUUACACCUACUUGUGUGUGUACUCACUUCUUUAAUGAUUUUGAUCUUCAAAAACUUCAUAGAAGUAUGUCAGCUUUUGCUGUAAAAUUAUAGAUGAAAGGAUAUUAUUAUUAUCA
Messenger RNA from Alosa sapidissima (American shad), 5411 nucleotides. RefSeq names its product diacylglycerol kinase, zeta a (gene dgkza). The record is from RefSeq and is a predicted model, not a curated record. Gene Ontology annotation, molecular function: protein binding; ATP-dependent diacylglycerol kinase activity. Gene Ontology annotation, biological process: lipid phosphorylation; intracellular signal transduction; regulation of synaptic transmission, glutamatergic. The transcript is spliced from 36 exons. Gene Ontology annotation, cellular component: nucleus. The coding region runs from base 197 to 4135 and encodes 1312 amino acids. NCBI's taxonomy places the organism in Eukaryota, Metazoa, Chordata, Actinopteri, Clupeiformes, Clupeidae.